AUGACGGUGUUGAUGAGAUCUGACUGGAGUGUCUUUUCCGACACAAUGAUGAUGCGCGCUCGGGCCCCCCCGCACGUCCCCGGUGUCACCGCGACGCACCGCGCGCCAUUUCGUCGCGUCUUCGCGCAUCUCUUCCUUCUCCUCGUCGCGUUCGCGCUCGGUCGCGUCUCGAAGCGCGUCUCCAUCGUGUACCUCCCAGACAGCUGGCUUCCCACGACGCUCGGCGAUCCGAGAGUCUACGACCUCGCGAGCGUGACGGAGGCCGCGCCGGGGCCGGGGGAGGGCGGGGAGUUCCGGUUCGAGGACGCGCGAGGGGCGUACGAGCGGCGCGAGUUCCCGUUGGACGACGACGGCGAUCGUCGCGGCGGCGGCGGCGGCGGCGCGUCGAACGCGAACGCGAUGGGAACAACGACGCUCGUGGGCGGGCGGAGGAGGAAGCGAUCGCUUUUCGUCAACCUCGUCUUCACGCGCGCGGGGCACCUGCGAAGCGGCGAUAUUCACGUGUGCGCGCAGUUGAACGUCGUCGUCGCCGGCAGGGCGCGGUUGACGACGAUCCCGGACGCGCGCGCGGGCGAGGAGGUCGUCCGCGAGCUCGCCGCGGGGGACCGUGCGGUGAUACCGCCGCACGUGCCCCAUCUGUACGAAUUCGUAGAAGACACUCUGAUGACGGAAGCGUGGCUCGACGACGACAAGACGCAGUGCAAAUUCAAGGCGUGGCUGUACGAGCCGUUGCGGAAGCGAAUACCGAAGAAGACGUUAGAGCGCGUCGUGGAAGACGCCGGGGGAGGAGGACGCGCGCGAAGCGGGAGGGGAUAGAAAGCGUCGUCGUCGUCGUCGUCGUCGUCGUUAAAACAUUUCAACCACCUUGCGUUGC
Molecule: messenger RNA, 874 nt
Organism: Micromonas pusilla CCMP1545
Lineage: Eukaryota; Viridiplantae; Chlorophyta; Mamiellophyceae; Mamiellales; Mamiellaceae
Exons: 1
Coding region: 1-816 (271 amino acids)
Source: RefSeq, a predicted model, not a curated record